AUGAUUUUCUACAGUGCUCUCGGAACCCUACUAGAUAGUAGCCCAUCAUACGGGUCUCUAACAUUACUUAACUUUCGGGUUAUAUAUCGAAAGGGCGUAGCACUCUCCCCCCAUUCCAUUCCACACGCAGCCGGAUCACCUGGAAUGAUAUCAGUUGAUUUUGUAGAGUUCAAUCUGCCGAGUAUAGGCAGGUACUGCAUAGACCCCUUUCCUUCUGUUGUUGCCAGCUCUUCAUUGGGUCGAGAAGAAAACUUGUUUUCUUUUGUAUUUGGCGGUCGAAUAUAA
Messenger RNA from Marchantia polymorpha subsp. ruderalis, 285 nucleotides. Lineage: Eukaryota; Viridiplantae; Streptophyta; Marchantiopsida; Marchantiales; Marchantiaceae. The record is from the annotation of a GenBank genome assembly.